This is a messenger RNA of Giardia duodenalis, 2361 nucleotides long. RefSeq lists its product as uncharacterized. Bases 1 to 2361 code for a protein of 786 amino acids. Gene Ontology annotation, molecular function: protein binding. Lineage: Eukaryota; Fornicata; Diplomonadida; Hexamitidae. The record is from RefSeq and is a predicted model, not a curated record. The transcript has a single exon.
AUGAGAGGCCAGCCCUCAUUGCCUUCUCAGCAGCACCAUGAGCCUUCUGGAGGUCUUGUGGCUAGCGGGACGCAAGUCUCCGAAGAGGUAGCUAAGCAAGUCGGCCCAUCGGUAGACAUAGCUAUGUUAUUCCGCAGCAAUCCGACAGACGUCGAUGCUCUCCUGGCGCGUGUCAUCCAGCUUAUGAAUGCAAACGAAAUGCUAACACUAUUUUCUCUCCUGAAGUACUACAUAUCCCUUGUUGAGAAUCGAACCGAGAUUCCUCUAUUGGCCGUCCUCAGCCUGGCCCGAGCUUAUUCAAGCAUCGACGAACACAAGCUAGCGGUUGAAAUCCUUCAGCUCUAUCUCGAAGACGACGCCUACGUUACGGCACGCGCUAAAAUCGAGGGCUAUGAGACCCCCUUCUCAUGUAAAAUGGUUCUUCUCCUGCCAUUUGUAAUCGAAACGCACCUCCUCUAUAGCAUGAGUUCUCCUCUCGUCUAUGCAAGCUCGAUCUUUGAAGCCAACGAUCGGGUUUAUAUGGAGAAAUUCUCGAUUUUGUUUCUAUGCAUUACAGACAUCUUCAAGUUAUACGCGGAUGCAGACACGCUGCUGGAAACAGACACCCUUUUUGCGCGAGUUGUUACUGACGUAGCAACUGUUCACAACGUUUUGACAAUCAAAAUAUCUGCUACUCUGGGUCAAUCUGAACCCACCAAAGAUCCGGAUUGUCUUCGCCAAAAAAUAUAUGUGCUCAGGAAACACCUUGGUAUUCUUAUCCCUAUGAUAAAUGCGUCCGCCUUCAGCUCUAUCUCUCUAAUCGCUAAGUGCAUUCUCUGCUUUAUUGAGCUUAUCGGAGACUAUCGUCUUAUUUUAAGGGAAGGUUUGGCAGAGUUGAUCUUCGGUAAGGGAACCUCUCAGAAGGUGCAGGAAGAGCUUACUCAACUUAUCAAGAAGUCCCACAUAUUGGUACUCAAAUCGAUGACCCUAUAUGCUGAGCAGCAAGUAACUACUGCAGUUAUAGCAUCUGAUCCUGCGGAAUCGGCGCAUGAUGCCUCCUUUUCAGCAACAGACGCCAGGGAGACCAUCGUGGUUACUACCCCGCGUGUGUGCAUGCAGGAUGAUAGUACCACGUCUUCCUGCACUCCCACUCGUUCUAUAGACGGUGUCUCCAAAAUCAAGGAGCUUCUGUCUGGUCCUUCACGGCCCCUUUCCUCUGUGCAGACUCUUGGCCCGAGCGGUACCAACGGCUUUACAGAAUUCAGCAAGCCCCGUGUGCUUCCAACCGUGAACCCACACAUACAGUUGCGUUCAUUCUUUAUCGGGCAUGAGGUACUUGACAUUCACACUCCUAGGAUAAAGGAAAGCAACGAUAAACUUACUACCGCUAAAGGAAGAGACUCUACUUGGACCGCAAGCACCUGUACCAGUGGCAUUGAUGAGUUAUCAGGUUCUCAUGCAGAGCCGAGCACACAGAUGAAAGCCCAGCGUGCGCUGGACAUCUGGUAUGAGAAGACACUUCAGUCUAGGAUCACCUUCCAGAUGUUGCUGAACCUAGCAAACGUCCUUAAAAUAAGCCAGUUUAACACAAUAUCAGAGUACGACGAGAUCGUCUAUUUUAUGUCUGUUAUCCUCAGCGACUUUGAAAGUCACAUCACUAGUACUCGAAAGCUUGCUGAUUUCCUUGUUCUUGUCUUUGAAAUAAUUCGGAUGCUGAUAGGAAUAAGCGAUCAGUUGGUCCGAAAGUAUAGCACUGUGGCCUACAUUCUCUACUCUUAUGCCAUUAAGGUCUCCACCGUGUACUGUGACAUUGAGCGAAAGGUAGCUCUUCGAUUUAAUAUGGAUGAGCAAUACAAGGCUUACACAGGACCCUUGCAGGAAAUUCUAAGGGAGCUUUCCAUCAUAUUACCCUCUCAGAAGCUUAAGGCGCGUUAUAGUAUAGACAUUGCUUAUGAAAACGGGGACAUGUUCUUCCUUGAGAUUCUAGAUGGUAACUUGACCCGAGCAUUAUGUUUUGAGCAUGACUAUUCCAUUUCGGAGCUGUCCCGUUUGGCAGCGCGUCGUAUAGCCAUCAUCGAGUUCACAUUGAGCCUAGCGUUGUUUAAUGCAAGGCUCUAUCUGGAUGCCGCCCUCUGGCUCGAGCGCGCAACCUUGCACUGCAAUCAGCUAGAGGAAGCGUGGAUCUUGCUUGCUCGAACAUACCUGAAUAUAGGAGAGCGGGAAAAGAGUAUUCAGGCUGCGUCCGUGUGCUAUCGUCUCAACCCAUCUAAUUCGCAGGCAAAACGAUAUUGCGAGAGCGCGCUUCCAGAAAUAGGGAUUCAUAUAGAGCUAGCGGUCUCCUCCUCUUGUGAACCAGGGGUCCACAUAAAGGAUGUUAGUUGA